AUGCUGAAGUUCAACACAACCAUGACCGCACCGGAAACGGUGACUGUCAGGGAAGAAGACGCGGCUACACACAUUCUGAAGACGUUGGUCCGAUACCUGACAUGGUCUCGUCUCAGGCAGGCGGCAGACGACGAGCCCGACCCGCUGGACUUGGACGCGGUUUCGAGUAUGCUACAGCGGCUGACCGGCACACAGAAAGAGGUUCUCUACAAUGCCACGGACACCAGGUCGGAGCAGGAGCUCAUUGAUGUCCUCAACACAACCAUCAUGAGGCCCCGGCAGUUUGAGGUGACUUUGAUGGAG
Candidula unifasciata is the source of this 303-nucleotide messenger RNA. The record is from the annotation of a GenBank genome assembly. NCBI's taxonomy places the organism in Eukaryota, Metazoa, Mollusca, Gastropoda, Stylommatophora, Geomitridae.